Molecule: messenger RNA, 1544 nt
Organism: Tilletiopsis washingtonensis
Lineage: Eukaryota; Fungi; Basidiomycota; Exobasidiomycetes; Entylomatales
Exons: 4
Coding region: 83-1510 (475 amino acids)
Source: RefSeq, a predicted model, not a curated record
CGAAGGCGCUGGCGAUGCAGACGCGCUUCCUUGGCCUGUGCCAGCAACGGCGCUGGCGCAGGGGCGCUGCUUUAUCGCCCGCAUGGCUGCCGUCGCCAAGGCCUGCCAUGCGGCCGAUCCAGCAGGGCCGAGCCCGAUCCUGCUGCUGCCCGACAAGGACGCCGACGGCCUGUCUGCCGGCGCCAUCCUCCACCGCACGCUCCUCCGCGUGUACGGCGUGCCCGACGCCGCGAUCCGGGUGCACCACGUCGGCAGAGGUGCCAGCCCCGGAAGCGCGGCAGAGCGCGAGGCAAUGGCGGCCUCUCAAGCUCGCUGGAUCGUCGUCCUCGACCAGGGCAGCCGCCACGGGCCGGGCUUGACAGUCGCAGCGGAGCGAGGCUGGGAGUGGGACGAUUCGGAGGCGCCCGAAGAGCAAGCGCGGCGAGAGAUGUCCGACGUCGAGCCCCGCGUGCGCAGUCUCAUCAUCGACCACCACCACCUGGCGUCCGGCGAAGUUGGGCCCAAGGGCGCGCUCAUGCUCAACGCAUGCGCGUACGAGCCGGUGGCAACGUCGGCGCUCCUGACGUGGUGCAUAUGCCGGCCUCUUUGGACGGCAGCGGAGAGCGAUGCCGUAGCUGGGCCCUCGCAAAGCCAGCUCGCUGGCGGGCUUGUGGCCCACACGGAGAGCGAAGCGCAGGCCGCCCUCGACUAUCUGGCCCUGAUCGGCACGUGUGGCGACCUCGGCGUGCAGGUCAAGUGGGCGCCCCCGUGGCCGGACCUCGAGCCAGAGCUGAAGCGCUGCACCCGCAAGCGCAUCGGCGAGAUCGUCAGUGCGAUCAAUGCGCCACGUCGCUCGCCGCGGUUCGACGUCUCGAGCGCGUACCUCUCUCUCCUGACAAGCACAGGCGCCGCCGAUGUGCUGGACCCACAAGCGAACAGGCACGCCGCCGGACUGAUGGAAGCACGGAGCGAAGUGGCAGCGCAGGUGGCCCGCUUCUCCCACACUGCCCCCAAGUUCUCCAAGGACGGGCGCAUCGCCCUCCUCACCAUCUCGACGCCCUACCAGGUGCAUCCCAGCAUCGCCACACGCUGGGCCGGCAGCCUGCGCGGCGCCAAGAAGCUCGAAGGGGUGUUCUGUGCGAACGUAGGCUACGCAGCCGACCCGCCGGCCUCGGAUGGCGGCCAGCGUCCGGUCCACUUCAGCGGCCGUGUAGCAAAAGCUGCCAGAGAUCGUGGUGAGGACCCUUCGCUCAUCGAGCUGCUGCACUCGUACGCCUCCAGGGAUGCCACGUUCCUGCAGGACCUCUGCGAAGAGGAGGGAGUGGACCAUACGAGCGCGCUGAGCUUUGCCCGGGGACAUCGACAGGCCAGCGGCGGCAUCAUGCCCGCAUCCUUCUGGGAGCGCUUCACGCUGCUCAUGGGCAUCGGCGAGCGGCCGUCGCCGGACCCGAGCGCCUCGAGCCCGCGCAAGCGAAGCAGCGCUGCGCCGACGCAGAACAACAAGCUGACGAGCUACUUCAAGCGCACCUGAGUGCUGCCCCCAUUAUACCCCACCUUCAUCGACC